Molecule: messenger RNA, 2628 nt
Organism: Serendipita indica DSM 11827
Lineage: Eukaryota; Fungi; Basidiomycota; Agaricomycetes; Sebacinales; Serendipitaceae
Source: the annotation of a GenBank genome assembly
AUGGCUCCUGUCCGCCGCACACGCACAACGAGUACCCCGCAAUUCCAGUACCCGUCUACGCCUCCGACGUCCGGAGACGAGCACGACGACGAGUAUACUCCAGAUCAGGAUUCCGCAAAGGAUCCAAAGCCCAGCGGCCAGCACAGAACGGUACAGCGUACUCAAAGCGCAUCCAUGCAGUCCUCCGUGUCUCCUCUACAACGGGGCUCAGCUUGUCUGAGCUGUCGGCGACGCAAGAUGAAAUGCGAUGGAUCAAGACCUGUUUGUCAACAGUGUACACGUGCUAAUCGCACUGCCGACUGCGAGUACGACGAAGGAAAGUCUAAAACGCGCACCCAACUUCUUCAGGAAAAGAUCCAGAGACUCGAGCUACGCAUCCAGGAGAUGGAAAGCAGCGGGUCCUAUGGUCAUUCGAUCGAUAAUCCGGUUUACGGGCAUCAUGAUUCUUCACUUGACCUUUCGAUGAUUCCGGACCCUCGUACCGAUUUAGGAUUUACCUUUGGUACCACGGCCUCAGGUACACAAGGCUAUGAACUUCGACAGCUCAUGGACGUGGCUAGUACUGCACCAUCCUCCUCCGCCGCCGAUCAGCACGCAUGGCCAGAGGAAAGCCAGAAUUCGGCGGAGGCAUGGUCGACAGAGAUGGGGCCUCUAAGUAUGCAACAGGCAAUGUUGGAAUUAGUUCUUCCACAACUCCCUCGGUUGGGAAUAGACAUCGACGGUCGCGAUCUUCUUCAUUCUCUUUCGCACCCAGCAAGCGCUCGGAGUGCGUUGCAUCCAUCACUCAUCAACGCUCUCUACCUUCACGCCUCCACCCUGGCUCCCCCAGACCAUUAUCUGCGCGCACAUCAAUCUCGUUUCCUCAAACGAACGCAGGAUGCCAUUAAUGCGUCCCUUGAGCUUCCCGACAGCCACCUCUUCGUCGACACCCUCCGAGCACAAUGCCUCCUCGCAACGUGGUAUAUCCGCAUGGCCCGGACGCUUGAGGGGUAUUCGGUCAUUAGCACCGCAGCGCGGCUUGCUGUCGGCUGUGGUCUGAACCGGAUUGUUAGCCCCGUCUGGAAAGGGCAUUCACCUCUGAGCGCUACAGCUGCUGCAAGCCUUCACGAUGCGGGUUCCUCCGACGUGAAUACCACUGCGGGACUGUCGCAAUUGUAUGGGCUGGGCUUGGGCAUCCUGAACCUUGCCGCGGCGGGUGAUGGCGACAAAUCUGACCUCUAUCCCAUUUUGCGUGCCAACUCUUUGCAUCGGCCAAGGACUUUGUGCCUCGAAUUUGGCACCGGUCUCCUCCCAGGGACAUCGCUUCCUGGCACUGCUAGCGGUAGUUCAUCGCCCCUUGCUGGAGGCAUGGCAUCCUAUUCUGGUGGUGGCGUUGGUGGAAUGGCAAGGCCAACGAGAACCAGGGCAAAUCCUAUUCUCGACGCGCCCAAGGAUGCAAAGGAGCUCGGGCAGCGCAUCUUGUUGUUUUGGCGCAUCUUCAAUCUCGACCGCUUCUGGAGCAUCGCGUGUGGGAUGCAACCGUCGCUGAGCGAGGACGAAAUCAUGACCGUCUGGCCCCGAACGAUGGACGACUAUGUCAUGGUGAGCAUUCAGAGUAACUUUGGGGGGGAGAUGGGCUCUUGCUUAUACGCGAUUGUGCAGGGAAAUGUCAAUGAUAGCGAAUACGCUUCCCUUCGCUCCCUCGGAGUACGUUCGCCGCAAGCCCCCGCGCAACUCCGCCCGGAUGCCCCCCUUGCGCUGUUGUCCAAAGCAGUUACCCUAUUCGAACGCUCAGCACGACUGGCAGCAAGUCUGAGCGACGUUCAGCCUCCUACCGCGGCGUUCUGGGAGGCCUAUCGUUUGAUGGAGACUUCGAUUCUACAGUUGAGCUCGAGCCUCCCGCCCAUUCAUCGUCGCUCAGUUCGACACCAUGCAGAGACAUUAAUCUCUCUCGGCAACCCGCCAACUCGGCCACCUUCAGCACCGGUGCUGAGUCAAGCUGGCUCACAAAAAACAUCACCCACAGGCAGCAUGGGCAGUGACUCGCCUGGUACUGGCACAUUCUCUACAUUCUCCGCUUCACAAUCUCCAGCGUUCAACACGCCUGUAUUUCACCCAUCUAUACAAACACAGCAGCAAUCACAGCCCGAUACUCCAAUCGAGAUUGACACCGAGUAUAUGCUCGUGCACGUCGUGCUUAGAUGUGCAUCCGUGCAGCUAUACAAUAUCUUUGCCCAGACGGACGUCAAUAGCUAUGCAAAAGCACUAGCUUCUGCACGGGAAGCAGCCACGAUCGUUGCCCAAGUGGCGGAAGUCGUACACGACUCUUUCGAGUACGACUUGAUGCUUGGACCGUGUCUGACGCUUAUUGCCGAUGUCCUUCUCCGCGAGGCAAACCACGCAACCGCUGCAACCCCGCUAGGUUUGGGAGGUGGGUCCGGCACAAUGGAAAACGUCGAACCCGAACUGGAAGCUGUCUUAUUUGUCCUCAAAGCCAUUGCAACAAACUCGCCACUCGUCCAAAGACAAGCGGCAUUGGUCGUUGCCGCACGCAAUGUACUUGUCGAGCGUAUCAACGCUGUUCACCAUACACCUCCACAGGAUGAUGUGUCCAUGGCGAUGAUGGGCACCAUGAUGUACGGAGCAUAA